AUGAGGGAUGCUUCUUCUGCUGUCGCUAGCACAGUUUCGACUGCUACUGAGCCUAUUCGAAAAACUGAGGCUUACAAGGUGCUCGCAGAUACCGUCCUCGAAGCUCUCGAUGACAGUGGAAGUGCUAAACACGCUGGAUACGAAGAGAAGGAAGCUAGAAGACUGAGAAGACAAAAGCGACUAGCAAAACUUGGCAAGUCUGCCAUAGGCAAGGCGCGAGUCACCGAAAACCCAGAGGCUGGUCAAGCUAUGGUUCUGCACAAGGAUGCAGAGAAGCGAGAAAAAUGGGAUAACCUCAAAGAGACCAACCCAGUAUUGCGUAGUUUGGUUGGGCUUAAGAAGGCAUAUGAGGAAUCAGAAAACCCUGUUGUCUCCUCUCUUCGUGGUGUCACCGACUCGGUCUCUUCAUUCCUCUUUGAUGAGACAGAGCAAGCGCAGGUCGUUCGAAUGUUCAAGGCCAUGGAUCCCACCUUCAAUAUAGAAGCGUUCCAGAGGGACUUGCGAGAGUAUAUCAUUCCCGAGGUUGUAGACGCGUACCUCAGUGCCGACAAGGAGUCUCUACAAACAUGGUGUGGUGAAGCGACCUACCUACGACAAGGUUUGAUCAGUGACAGCAAAGUACUGGAUAUCCGACAAGUCGACGUGACUGGCGGUAAAGUAUUGGAGAAUGAGAUUCCAGUUCUUAUCGUCACCUGUACGACUCAGGAGGUUCUUCUCUUCCGUGACCCAAAGACGGGUGAGAUCGUGGUUGGUCAAGAAGAUAGAGUAGAGCAGUGUACAUAUGGAGCUGUGAUUACUCGGAUACCGGAAGAGAUGGAUAACGAGCUCACAGGAGGAUGGAAGGUUGUUGAGAUGGCUCGACGAGCCGCCAGGGCUUACUUAUAG
Molecule: messenger RNA, 885 nt
Organism: Acaulospora colombiana
Lineage: Eukaryota; Fungi; Glomeromycota; Glomeromycetes; Diversisporales; Acaulosporaceae
Source: the annotation of a GenBank genome assembly